AUGGCUCCCAAGCGCCACGCGGCCUCAACUACCUCCGCGGAACCCUCCACACCCACGCCCGCUCCUACAACACCAAAACUGUCCUCCGGUCCGGCCACUUUGAAGACCAAUGCUUCAGCCUUUGAAAUCGCCCAGCAUGUCUGGCAGCAAUAUGCAUCCUCAACCCCGCAACGGAUUCUCCUCCUAGAUGCCUUCAUGGUAUUCCUGAUUCUCGUUGGUGGAUUGCAGUUCUUGUACUGUGUUCUAGCUGGAAACUACCCCUUCAAUGCUUUCCUCAGUGGCUUCGGUGCUGCUGUUGGCCAAUUCGUCUUGACAGCAAGUUUGCGCAUGCAAACUAGUGACAGCGGAAGUUCUGGAUCGAAGCCGAGCUCUAAGGGGAAGAAUGCGCGCUUUGCAGAUGAUAAUGAUACCGAAGAACAGGGGACGGGGUAUUCGCAUGAGAGGGCCUUCGCCGAUUACAUCUUCGGAAGCUUGAUUCUACACUUCUUCUGCAUCAACUUUAUCAACUGA
Penicillium paradoxum is the source of this 510-nucleotide messenger RNA. Its product is annotated as putative oligosaccharyl transferase subunit Dad1. The transcript is spliced from 3 exons. The record is from RefSeq and is a predicted model, not a curated record. NCBI's taxonomy places the organism in Eukaryota, Fungi, Ascomycota, Eurotiomycetes, Eurotiales, Aspergillaceae. Gene Ontology annotation, cellular component: membrane; oligosaccharyltransferase complex. Bases 1 to 510 code for a protein of 169 amino acids. Gene Ontology annotation, biological process: protein N-linked glycosylation.